Brachypodium distachyon (stiff brome) is the source of this 1554-nucleotide messenger RNA. RefSeq names its product bZIP transcription factor 11. Gene Ontology annotation, cellular component: nucleus. Gene Ontology annotation, molecular function: DNA-binding transcription factor activity; transcription cis-regulatory region binding. Bases 629 to 1210 code for a protein of 193 amino acids. Gene Ontology annotation, biological process: positive regulation of DNA-templated transcription. The record is from RefSeq and is a predicted model, not a curated record. Lineage: Eukaryota; Viridiplantae; Streptophyta; Magnoliopsida; Poales; Poaceae. The transcript has a single exon.
UCCUUCUUCCUCCCUCCCCUAGCAGAGCCAAGCAGAGAGGCAGAGAGAGUGAGAAGCACCCAGAGAGAGAGGUCCCUGAUUGCUUGCUUGCUUGGUCGGUCUGACCCGAUCGAGCUUAGCGAGGAAGCUUCGAUCUCUGUUCGUAGGAGCCGACGUACAUCGAGGGGCGCCGCUAAUGCUUCCCCGGCGGGUGCGGCUGAGAGCGGCGGCCACAGGCUGACCGGAUGCGACGACGGCAGCGGAAGCCAUGUCGCCGGUGAUCAGCGAGAUCCUGCUCUCCGGGUUUAUGAUCAACUCCACGCUCCGCCGACGAACGCACCUCGUCCAGUCCUUCUCCGUCGUCUUCCUCUACUGGUUCUAUGUCUUCUCAUAAACCACUCGCCCCCUUCUUCCUCCUCUCCCUCUCCCUCUCGCUCUAGCCUCCUUUCUUUCUUCCUUCCUCGUAAUAAUAAUCCCUCUCUUCUUCGUUCCCGCCGUCGUCGUCCUCUCUUGGUUUCUUGUUCUAGCUGGUAAUUAGUCGGUCGAUCGGAAGAACGAUCUCUGGUUUGGUGCUUUGCACGCAAGCUGUUUGCGGGAAAGCAGAGCACUUGUUUUAGUUUCCUUGGGGGAGAGAUUUUCUCCUUUCCUCAUGGCGUCUUCCAGCGGGAGCGGGAGCGCGACCACCACGGGCUCGCUCUCGCCGUCCAUGGCGGCGGUGGCGGGGGCGUCGGAGGAGGAGAUGCGGGCGCUGAUGGAGCAGCGGCGGGCGAAGCGGAUGCUGUCGAACCGGGAGUCGGCGCGGCGGUCGCGGAUGCGGAAGCAGCGCCACCUCGACGACCUGGCGGCGCAGGCGGCGCACCUCCGCCGAGAGAACGCGCACGUCGCCGCCGCGCUGGGGCUCACCGCGCGCGGGCUCCUCGCCGUCGACGCCGAGAACGCCGUCCUCCGCACACAGGCCGCCGAGCUCGCCGCCCGCCUCGCGUCCCUCAACGACAUCCUCUCCUGCAUCGGCAUGAGCGCCGCCAACAACAACAGCAGCGGCAGCAGCGGCUGCGGCGGAAGCAAUAGCAAUAGCAACAGCAACACGGCCGCCGCCGCCGCCGUCGCGCUCACCGUCGCCGCCGCGGCCGCGGCCACCGGCGGCGACCCGCUGCUGCUCGGCGGCUUCGAUGGCGCCUUGGACGACAUGUUCAGAUCAUCCCCCGACCUCUUCAUGUUCCAGCCUUGCUAGCUAGCUACCGACUGAUCCCAUUCCACCGCCAUGGCUGGCACAGAAGCUCUAUAGCAAGAUCAACAAAAAAAAACAUCCAUCUUUUUUUUUUCCUGAUGCUUUUGGUGUUUCAGGUUUUAUUAAUGCACCUAAGUAAGCUAGCUGCUGGGGUUAAUUAAUGGCCUGGUUAUCAUGUGUAAUUCUUGGGCCUGUCUAUCUAGUCUGGUAAUCAUCUGAAAUUGGUGUGCCAAGUGAUGGUUAAGUUUGGCAAUGCAUCAUCAUGUACUCCACUAUGUAAGCUCUCUAGUUCCUUCUGUGCUGUUCAGACAAAGGAAGUGCAAUAUAUAAUUACUUAAGCUAAUUAA